Messenger RNA from Varanus komodoensis (Komodo dragon), 2217 nucleotides. It is a transcript of the gene MYCT1, whose product is annotated as MYC target 1. The record is from RefSeq and is a predicted model, not a curated record. Lineage: Eukaryota; Metazoa; Chordata; Lepidosauria; Squamata; Varanidae. The transcript is spliced from 2 exons. Bases 128 to 709 code for a protein of 193 amino acids. Gene Ontology annotation, cellular component: nucleoplasm.
UCAUGCAAACAGAACAAUGUGAAGGAAUAUGUAAGGGCAUUUUUUCCAAGGCAGAUUUCUAACACGCAGCAACGGCUGGCUCUACCGUGGAUAGCAGAGCAUCAUUACUUUGAUAACUUUGAAUGCUAUGGAAGUCAACUGUACUCGUUCUGGCACCCAAUGGCCAACCAACUUCUGGAAUGAAAUACUAAUAGCCUUUUCAGUUUCUGUGGUCAUUGGACUUGUAAUUGGAGGCAUAAUCUGGGCCUUGCUGACCUGCCUGUCCAGCCGCCGAGCUAGCGCACAUAUUUCCCAGUGGAACGCCUCCUCUUCCAGACGACGUUCCAGGCCUCCUCAUGGAUGUGCUGCCAACAGGCCAGGAUUUUACCGUAACAGCAGCUGUGAACACCGCAGCAACCUCAGCUUAGCCAGCCUUACCUUCCAAAGGCAAGCUUCCUUAGACCAGGCCAACUCCUUCCCAAGAAAAUCAAGUUUCCGAGCCUCCACAUUUCACCCCUUUCUUCAGUGCCCUCCACUUCCUGUUGAAACUGAAAGUCAGCUGAUUACCCUGGUUCCCACCAGCACCACCACCACCCUUACUGCGAGCAACACCAGCAGCCUCUCUCGUCCUGAAUUCCAGUGGUCCAACAACAGCCUCCGUGCCUGCCACUCAACGCAAACACCCCCUCCUGCCUAUGACUCUAUCAUAAAGGCCUUUCCAGACUCUUGACUCCAGGCUCCGUGGUAUCAUACACAGAAAGGGUUUCUGAUCCAUGAUUUUCCCUGGGAAGACACCCAUAAAGCAGGAAGGACCGGCAGCCCAUCAUGGUGUCUACACAGCCUAUAGAAGCACAUGACUUGCCCAAGUGAUACUGUCGAUGGGGGUGUCUCCACAAGAGGGAUUUCACCCAUGGCUUCACCAAGGGCUCACUUCUCAUUUCCUUUGUGGGUUGAAGAGUGUGUCCUUUGCAUGCAAUCCCUUCCCCCAAGGAGUUUCUUUCUCUGCCCUCCUAUAUGUUCUAUUACAUAGCCACCAAGUGCCGCUGCGGUAUAGUGCCAUUCUGAAAAAUGCAUGGCCAUUUGGUAGGACAUCCUAGUGCAAAGGAAAUAAGGGCUGGUGUUCCUUGUUCUAAAAAAAAAGUUGGAAAACACAGCAGAAGCCCUGAAGGUGAGGAUGAUGUGUCAAGCUCCCUUCUGUUAGUUUGGGCUCAUGAGCAGACCAUAAAUGUGCCCUGUUGAAAAGCUGUCAGAGGUCGAAUAGAUCAGAGUGAAAUGUGGGGAGCCAUCAGUUCUAAGGCCCUCUUCACACUACUUUGAGUGGGAUGGGAAUAAUCAAGCCAUAUCUUACUGAGGAUACAAAGCUAGGAACAGAUCUCCUUCUAUUACUUGUGGUGGAAUCCUUCACCUUCAGAACUUCCUUUGCUCGCUGAGAGUGUUGAUUUUCCCAGCAAGCUCCUCCCCACCCCACCACUUGUUCACCCACUGGCAAUGUGGUCAUUGGGCAGCAAGAUCUACAGGAAUUCUCCAGUACAACUGAAGCUUCAAAAUGGGUUAGUUUCAUCAUUUGCGAGGGCUAGGAACCUUCAUGUAAACAUCUACUUCAAAUCAGUCAGAUGAAGGAUGCGACCCUAGACAUGCUUACUGGGAGCAGGUCCAUUGGCUUCUGAAGGCUUCUGAAUUGUUCUUGAAGAAUCAUUUUGUGGAGCCAAACAUGGAUGUUUAUAUAGGUGUGAGUGGUACCUCUAGGCCCUUCUUGCCUUCUUAGAUGUUCUGCAUGAAACAGAAAUGGAGUUUACGGGAGGCAAGCAAAUGCCAGGCCUUUGAUCCUGCUUCUAUUUCUCAACAAGUCCGUUGAAUCGAUCAGAACAGAAUGGCGAACAAGGCUUUCUGCAUAACACAUACCCACAGUUAAUAGUGGAAACAAUCAUGAAAGAAGUAAUUUUGAGUGGCGCUGUGCUUUGUAAUAGAGCUUAUAUAAGAUAUUAUUCCAUGCAUAUAACAUUCAUUUUCAUAAACAAGAUAUGAUAAGGCAUUAUAUACUGUGCUCUUUCCUUUGCUACUAUCUGCACUGGAUACAUGCAGAGGUGUGUGUGCUAUUCAAGUUAGGGAAACUGUAACAUAAAUUCUUUGGUCUGUUACCAUUUGUGAAGUCAGCAGUUUGUUGGUCUAUGUUUAAACAAUGGCUGUUUGUAAGCAUUGUGGAAAUGCUGAGACUUAAAAUAAAAUCAGAAACCAGGA